Molecule: messenger RNA, 5762 nt
Organism: Hyalella azteca
Lineage: Eukaryota; Metazoa; Arthropoda; Malacostraca; Amphipoda; Hyalellidae
Gene: Pcif1
Product: mRNA (2'-O-methyladenosine-N(6)-)-methyltransferase
Exons: 15
Coding region: 90-3659 (1189 amino acids)
Cellular component (GO): nucleus
Molecular function (GO): mRNA (2'-O-methyladenosine-N6-)-methyltransferase activity; RNA polymerase II C-terminal domain binding
Source: RefSeq, a predicted model, not a curated record
AUGUAAUGGCGUCGUUCUGUUUGGAUGUAUGACGAUUUUGUUAUAAGAUUUGGUGACUUAAUCCGAAAGAACGCGUUUGUAACUUGAAGAUGGCAUCACCAUGGGAUGCACUGAUAGCAUCAUCCAACCCCAUACCAUCAGUGGGGAGUUCCUCUUCUCAUGCUGCAUCAGCCAGCAACAGUACUCUACUGAACAUUGGAGGGAGCGGUGGCAGCUCACCCAUGACCCAUGCAAGCAGUGCUGUUGUUGACCCAGGACUGUCCCAGCAGCAUGGUGGAGUUGUGGACCCAAAUAUGACCCAGCUCAGUAACUCAUCAACGAGCCGGGGCAAUGGAGGGCUCAUGCCUCCCCCUUCAUACCUGACAGCCUCUCCUGUCACUCUUUGCCCUGUGACAGCUGCCACCACACCACCCUCUGAACAUGGCUCUGGCAGCACGCAGCUCACAACCUUAUAUCCUCCAUCUCACUAUUCAGGAGCAGGUCCUGUAGCUGCUACAAGUGCGGCACAGGAUGCUGUGCAGCUCACCACCCUACACUCCGCUAAUUUCAUGGCUGGCACAAAUGCAGCUACUGCAGGGGCCGGCCAGCAGCAGCUGCAGCCUGGCCCUACCAACUUGAAGCUCAACACAUACAUCUCGGCUGGUGCCAGCAGCAGCGGCCUCCACAGUCCAGCACCACAAACGCCCACUGCAGUACCACCAUCGCUACUAUCCCCCCAGGCAAACAUGUCCCCUGAAACUGACCUGCCUCCUGAAAUGCUCUCCGCUGGCUGGAGGAAAUUCUGGAGCAAGCGUGAACACAGAUUUUAUUUCUGGAACAAAACAACGGGGGAAAGUUUGUGGGACAUGCCACCUCCUCUCGCCUCGGCUCCUGGCGCUGCUGCCGGAACUUCGGGAGCUCCUGUACUUCAUCCUCAGCAGCCUGGGGCUUCUGGUCAUCCCCAUCAUGCACAGUCAAUGCAGCAACAGGCGCCCCACACUCCCCAUCACGUGGGCCAGUACCCACAUCCUCACAAUAACAAUUCAGCCUCAACAUCAGGGAACAAUACCUCCUCUAAUUGUAGUCCUGCAAAUAAUCCUUAUGAGGGAGUAGCAAGCGAGUCUGCAGUGAGCAGUAAUGGCACCUCAGCAACACCAUCAACACCACCUGGUGGUGGUGGCCACCACAUGCCCCCUCACCAGUACCCUCCCCACCACCCCAACACCCCGCCCUCAGGGGGCGCCACUAAGAGACGGGCGUCAGAAGACGCGCAAGGAGCCACGCCCGCCAAGAAAUUCAUACUCGCGGGGCCAUGGGACCUGGAGCCGAGUACCAACGUGAUCAUGUUUGAGCGGCCGCCCAUCACACUGCCCCAGCCCCACCCCAGCGUCGAGGUGCUGCGGGGCUCUCUGGUACACAAGCUGCGCAUGUGCUACCAGGAGAUGUGCUUUGCCAGAGAAGGAAUUGACGCCCCGCGGGACUCAUUCAACCGGUGGAUCAUGGAGCGCAAGGUGGUGGACCAGGGCUGCGAUCCUUUCCUGCCCAGCCAGUGUUUCCCUGAGGUGUCACUCUCCAUGUACAAGGGCAUCAUGAAUGACAUCCCCAUCAAACUCAACAGACCCAAGUUCACAGGUGAAGCCAGAAAACAAUUGUCCAAGUACGCGGAGGCCGCCAAGCGCAUGAUAGAGACGAGCCGGACGGCGUCACAGGAGAGCCGCAAGAUCGUCAAGUGGAACGUCGAGGACACGUUCCAGUGGCUCCGCCGUACUGUUGGUGCCACCUUUGAUGACUACAUGGAGCGUCUGGCCCACCUUAAGCGGCAGUGCCAGCCUCAUCUCAUGGAGGCGUCGAAGCAGAAUGUGGAGGGCAUCUGUACAAAAAUUUAUAAUCUAUCCGUCGAGUACGCCAAGAAAAUCAGGGAGAAGCACCUGCAAAUCCUGGAGGAAAACAACAUCAGAGAAGUUGGUGUGCCGGCGGUGAAUGGACUACGUAAGGUUUGGUGCUACCCGGUGCAGUUCACAACCCCCAGUCCACGGCCGCCCAACAUCGAGUUCCUGCAAGACAAAGACACGACCUGCCUGCGCUUCAAUGGCGAAGCCCUCAGAAUCAACACCAUGUACUUCCAGAAGCUGGAACAUCUUUACCGCUACAACUGCUUUGACGACCGAAAGUUUGAGUUAUUUAUCCCGAGAGUUUGGUGUCUCCUCAAACGAUACCAAACAUUCCUGGGCACCAAUCCUCAGGAGGGUCAUGGAACGCAAGCAGGGCUUCCUGUGACGGUGAUGGAGUGCCUCAAUAAGCAUUUCGGCGUGACCUUCGAGUGCUUCGCGUCGCCUCUUAACUGCUACUUCAGGCAGUACUGCUCGGCAUUCCCCGACACCGACUCCUACUUCGGUUCUAGAGGACCCAUAUUGGACUUCAAACCCGUGUGCGGGUCGUUCGAGGCAAACCCGCCCCUGUGCGAGGAGCUCAUGGAGGCGACGGUGAGGCACAUGGAGAAGCUCCUCAGUGAGAGCCACGAGCCGCUCUCCUUCAUCGUCUUCAUGCCGGAGCUGCGCGAGCCUGCGCCUUCUGCCCUCCUUCAUCUCGAAGCCUCCAAGUUCAACAGGAAGCAGAUUGUGUUGCUGCCUGCUGAGCACGAGUACAGGCACGGCUUCCAGUACAUGAUGACCAAGUCCAGGUCGGAGGUGGUGCUGAAGAGUACCCACGGCACCGUCGCCGUCUGGCUCCAGAACGACGCCGGCAACUCGCGCUGGGCGCCCACGCAGGACCGCAUCGAUGCGCUUCUCGAGGCAUACCGACCUGGUCGUGAGCGUGACAGGGACCGUCAGGAGAUGUUGUCACCCCCACGGCGAGACAGCGCUCCCGCCGACCCCUCGACCCUACCAGCUUCCACAGCCUCGUCGUCACCCUACGCCUCGCAAUCACCAUACGCCUCUGCGUCUUCUGUUCUCUCCCAGCCUUUCUCCACCUCGACGGCUAUCACGCAACCUUACGCCUCUGCUGGCCCAACUCCAGUGUCUCUUCCACCUACACAUCCUGUAGCGUCCCCCGCAGCUCCUGUGGCGGUUUCUUCGUCGGGAUAUGCAGCCACAAGCGCGGCCACAAACAACUCUGCCAGCCCGUCAACCGCUGAGGAAAAUAUGGAUGCCUCUUCCGGGCCGCCUGCUGCCUUCUAUGGAAGUUCUAUAACUACUGCUGUGGAACAACCUACUAAUAAUAAUAAUAAUAACAACAACAAUAAUACCAACAUUCCUAAUUCCAAUGGCGCGACAAACAGCGAACCUGCUGAUGUUAGUUCACCAGUUGUUGCGUCUGCGUCAGAUCCGUGCCCUGUGAACUACUCUGACAAUGCUGUGUCUUUGCCGGCAGACGUUAUCACCACGCACGCUAAUCACGUAAUUACGCACGUUGAAGGCAACCAUAACGUCGAUAACAGCACUGUUUCUUCAGCCCUGGACGCAAGUCAUCAUAACAAUAAUGACGCUGGUAGCAACAACGUUGGAGCUCUUGACGACACCAACACAGCAAUUGCGGUGACGGGCAGUACCACCGCUGCUGGUGGUGUCAUUAAUGAUGGUGUCGUUUCAAGUUAUAGUGAUGAGAGCAGAACUGAAGGGCCUUCUUCUGACAGUGAAAGAACAGUGACUGUGCCCACGUCCACUAGCAUGCCACAGUAACGUUUAUUUACUCUCACAGCAACGCCCGUUGUUCGUGUGCCAGGUCUCUUGUAUAAAACUAAGCACACACACACAAGGCAGUCCGCAUGACAGUUCGGAGCACUAAUAAUAUUUCGAGUCGUUCUUUGUCAAAUUAACCUAGAGUAGUUCUUAGUCGAACAAAACAUGGCAUUUGGACCCUCAUGUUCUUCACAAUUAACCUGUUCUUGUUGAUUUUUGUUAAUUUGAUGAUUUUAUGGUCUAUUGUAGUUGCUUGUUGGCAACUUUUUGUAGUUGCCAGGAAGUUUGCCACGUGUAAAGACGUGAAAAAUAGUAUUUGGUGUGCAAUGUUGAUGACUCGUGCGCUUCGUGUACCUGGCUCUACUUAGUGAGCUUUGUUUACCUGGCUCUACUUAGUGAGCCUCGUGUUCCUGGCUCUACUUAGUGAGCUUCGUGUACCUGGCUCUACUUAGUGGGCUUCGUGUACCUGGCUCUACUUAGUGAGCUUCGUGUACCUGGCUCUACUUAGUGAGCUUCGUGUACCUGGCUCUACUUAGUGAGCUUCGUGUACUUGGCUCUACUUAGUGUUCAAAGCCGCGUAAAUUAACCUAAGUAAUACGAGGGAAGGGAUGUGUGUACUGCGAAGUACGCUCUCUAGUCUCUCUUAUAAUAUCUGACUUCUGGAAUUGAAAAAAUUGUGCUUUGUUAAACCAUGCGUAGUUUUCUUGGGGAAAAUCCUUUAGAAAUUUCUCAAAGUUGUCAGUUGACAUCUAGACAUCUAUUUGCUUCCCAUAAUCCUGGAAUAGAAGUGUAGCUGCUGCACGGCUGAUUUUUGUGUCAAAGAUUGUAGAAGCUUGCCGUAUAAGCUGAAUUGAGCCUGAGAGAUGGAAGGAUAUUAUUAUUGUGUUGAUGAAGGAAGUAAAGUAGGUGUACCGCACACACUGAUGAUAUUGUUACCAUGUUGUUCACAUGAUGACAUGUACAAAGAAUAUAAGAUAUCUUAAGUUAUUACGGUCCAUCAUUCGUAUGUACAUAAGCUCCUCAGUUCAUCAAACAUUAGUGAGGUCAUAUCUUUCUUGUUCAAUGUUGACCACAGUGAUGACAGAACCUCAUUUGAUGUUGCAAUGUGAAUGUUUUAUGUCUGAUUGUGCCUCGUAUGCCAUCGCAUUCUGCUUCGCUGCUGUAAGGUUCUCUUCAUUCGUGGAGAAUAUAAUGAAUGUUUUGAUAGUAUGUUAUCUCAUAUUUUUCAAACGCGAUGCCCGUUUUAUUAGAUUUGACCAGCUAUGUUCCAGAUAAAUGAAUUACUCUAUUUUUAGAGUGUAUUAAAUUUAUGGUAAUUCGAUUUAAUGAGUCUUUUAUUUUUAACAAUUCUCAUCCGUAAUCCGAUGCCUGCAAUCUAUUUCCAGAAAUUGUGCCUCUUGUAAUCUGCGAUAAGAUAUCUGCCGUUCAUAGCCUUGAAAACUUCCUGUAGAAUAUUUAUUAUGAAAUUCUGUUUUAUCUGUAAAACGCAAAUGAAAAUUUAUAUUUGUUGUCUUAUAAUUUUGCUUGAAAUCUGUUCCUCGAAUAACAGUUUAUGCCUAUGUACGUCGGGCUUCUUUUUACGCAAGGAAAAGUUCCCUGUAUUUCACAAUUGUUGGUUACUAAUGCUUGUUAAAUUUAUCUCUAAUUUCCUUGCGUUAUACGGUACUCCUAAUCUAUGGUAUGACCUGCUGUAGUUUCAUAUCGAGCUGCCAAGAGGAAUUCCGGUAGAGCUCUUCUUGCUUAUUUUCCAUCAGAUUCUUUUAUGUUACGUGUCAUGACGAAUGACAAAUGUUUGACGCAAGAAAACCUGCUUGAAAGCACUUAUAAUUUUUGACGCCACGCUACAAAAAGUUUGUGUGUAAGCCGUUAGUCUGUCCUGCCUUGGCGCUCCUGACACGGUCAUCUAGUUCCUCUCCUUCUGUUUUAGUGCCUGGCUGAAGUUUGUCCUGGGAUGACGCGUUAAUUUUUUUUCUAUUGUUACUCAAAUUUUUGCGAGGAAUUCUUCUUUGUGUGACCGAUUGUGUUCUGAAAUACGAAUUUGGAUAUUAAUAUUUGAAGGAAAAUUAGGCAUGUUUGUUCUUGAAUUUGCAUGAUGUUUCUGGU